Molecule: messenger RNA, 495 nt
Organism: Fraxinus pennsylvanica
Lineage: Eukaryota; Viridiplantae; Streptophyta; Magnoliopsida; Lamiales; Oleaceae
Source: the annotation of a GenBank genome assembly
AUGGAUCUCCAAUUCAUUCGGUUGUUUUCGAGAUUCUUGUUUCUGUUCCUUUUGGUAUCUACUCUUCGUCUUCCUCACAGGUUAUGGGCAAACGUCAGUGCAGAAAAAGAGAAGACCUUGGCUAUGAUAAAGAGUUGCUGCAUAACCCAGGAAAUGCUGCUUGAGCUAAAUGAGGAAACUGUUCGAAGUUUUUAUGCAGAGCAUGCUACGAAGAGCUUCUUCCGAAGCCUUGUCCAAUACAUGUCAAGUGGUCCCGUGUUGAUAAUGGUUUUAGAAAAGGUGAAUGCUAUUGCUGACUGGCGUAUUUUGAUUGGACCAACAGAUGCAAAUAAUGCUAAGGUUACUCAUCCAAACAGCAUCAGAGCCAUGUGCGGGCUGGACUUGCAAAGAAAUUGUGUUCAUGGUUCAGAUUCACCCCAAUCUGCUGAUAGAGAGAUAACCUUUUUCUUUAACGAGGCAUCUUCAGGAUAUGUUUCUAGGCAUGAUGAACUGUAA